AGCACCGCCGGGGCCCGCGCUCCGCCUGCGGGGGCUGCCCCGGGGAGGGGAGGCACGGCCAGCGCAACAACUUCUGCGCGUUAAAAACGGAAGGGAAAUAAAUAAUAAAAAGAGGCUCGUUCGUGGGACAUCUUCGAAGCUCAGUACCACGCGAGGCAUCCAGCCGCAGUGAGCCUUCCAUGCUGGUGAAUCCCCCCACAGUGACAGGAGGGAAGCUGGCUGUGGCCUCUGCUCCCGAGCCCCGCGUGCAUUAGAGUCGCCUUGGCUUUCCGGCUGGAAGAUGACUCCUGCAGCAGGACCUUGUUGCUGAUGAUGAACAGCAGAGUCGCUGGAAGAUGCCUUCCUUGAGGAUUACGCGUGGAGCAAGGCCAUCAGUCAAGGGGAGAGCUGGCUGGUGAAACUGUCUGACUUUUCCCCCGCCGGGGAAGUGGCUUCAAUGGCUCCAUCUCCCAGGAGAAGCAGUAGGAAAGAUGCCAGCGCCUUGCCAAGCAUGUCCUCAACUUUCUGGGCUAUCAUGAUCCUGGCUAGUCUCCUAAUCGCUUACUGCAGUCAGCUGGCUGCAGGUACAUGUGAGAUUGUUACUUUGGACAGAGAUAGCAGUCAGCCCCGAAGGACUAUAGCCCGACAAACAGCUCGCUGUGCAUGUAAAAAAGGACAGAUUGCCGGCACAACAAGAGCGAGGCCAGCGUGUGUUGAUGCACGAAUUAUCAAAACAAAACAGUGGUGUGAAAUGCUUCCAUGUUUAGAAGGAGAAGGCUGUGAUUUGCUAAUCAAUAAAUCAGGCUGGACCUGUACACAACCAGGAGGACGGAUAAAGACAACCACGGUCUCCUGACAAAUGCAGCAACACAGAAUCCUCGUAGGAGUGGUUUAGGCUCUCUGUGAGCUACUUAACUUAGUCAAGUUUCACUGCUGUUGACCAUCAUCUGUUAUAUGUCAUCAACUCAACUGUCUGUUUCUCUGUAUCUCAUAAAUGACAGCAUAAUUCCUCUGCAUUAUGAGCUAAAGUUUGUUCUACCAUUCUAAGGAUCACUGGACUAAGGAAUAUAGAAAAAGAGAUAUGCUUGGGCAUUAGCAAUACAAAAAAGUUCAUGGUUAACGUUUCAUCUGCGUUACACACCACUGCUGGACUUGCUGUUACCUACAUGUUUCAAUCCGAAGAGUCUGCUACAAUGAAGAGUAUCAUCCCAAUCAGCCUUAGAGAAGACUGUUUUGCCUAUGGGAGGACACUGAGGUGCAAAAGAGAAACUCUUCUUGUGCCCUAAACUGUCUGAAUUGCUUUUAUUUUCUUAUACUUUCAGUAUUUACAAUAGACCAAAGAGCAAAAUCUAUUUUAAAGUGGACACAAUCUUACUCUUAAGGGAGUUAUGUCAUUAAAUUGAAGGAGGUCUCCACAAAGACAUUAUUCCAGCUUUCACAAAGCUGAAAUGUUGUCCAGCAGAAGUCUUUAUGGAAAGCUGAAUUAAAAACUAACUCAGAGACCUGCUCUUGAAAUGCCAUGUUCAAGAGAAUGUAAUGGAGCACUGAGAGAAAAUGACCUAUGUUUGAAAAACAUGGACAAAAAGAAAACACAAACUGUCUACACGGCACCUUUAUUCCUCUGUACUUAGAUUGACUUUCUCGUACUAAAAUCAUUUUCCGUUUUAACCAGUUAAACAUGCCUCUUCUACAGUUCCAUUUUUGAUAGUUAAAGUUGGAUAAUACAGUAUUUGCAAAGAGCAUGUUUGGUCAUCUGUGGCCUCUGUCUCAUCUGAUACACCAUUUAGCACCAGAAAGCAAAUUAAAGAGAAAACAAAAGUAACACUUGUUUGAAAGAGAUCAUUAAAUGUAUUUUGA
This is a messenger RNA of Ficedula albicollis (Collared flycatcher), 1836 nucleotides long. RefSeq names its product family with sequence similarity 19 (chemokine (C-C motif)-like), member A5 (gene TAFA5). The transcript is spliced from 4 exons. The record is from RefSeq and is a predicted model, not a curated record. NCBI's taxonomy places the organism in Eukaryota, Metazoa, Chordata, Aves, Passeriformes, Muscicapidae. Gene Ontology annotation, biological process: G protein-coupled receptor signaling pathway. Bases 437 to 835 code for a protein of 132 amino acids. Gene Ontology annotation, molecular function: G protein-coupled receptor binding; receptor ligand activity.